Messenger RNA from Penicillium samsonianum, 300 nucleotides. RefSeq lists its product as uncharacterized. Lineage: Eukaryota; Fungi; Ascomycota; Eurotiomycetes; Eurotiales; Aspergillaceae. The transcript has 2 exons. Bases 1 to 300 code for a protein of 99 amino acids. The record is from RefSeq and is a predicted model, not a curated record.
AUGACUCCCAAGUCCCGAGGCGUGGUCCUGGCGCCACCUCAUCACGCACCCAGCGCCGUCCGCCAAGCAUGGAGCUUCCCGUCCAUCUGGAUUGGAUACGGAGGUAUCAGCCUUGGUUGCGAGCAUGUUGGUGCCAUCGGCUCGCUGGAAUCGCCAUUGGUCGGCCAUUUCACCCGCAAUGUAGUCCACUUCGUCUUUUCGUCGCUCGAUGCUUUCAAUGUCGAUGCAAACCCUGGUAAUGCAAUGCUAGAGGAUAGCACCAGCCAUUUGCCCCGGCCUAGAUAUAUCAAGAGGGUCUAA